GCCGGCCCCGCCCGUUCCGGUGGCGGCAGCGGCACCAUGGGGGUCACCUGCGUGUCGCAGGUGCCGGUGGCCGAGGGCAAGAGCGUGCAGCAGACGGUGGAGCUGCUGGCGCGGCGGCUGGAGGCGCUGGGCGCGGACAAGCAGGGCACGUUCGGCGUGGACUGCGAGACCUAUCACACCGCGGCCACCCUCGGCACACAGGGGCAGACAGGGAAGCUGAUGUACGUCAUGCACAACUCCGAGUACCCCCUGAGCUGCUUCGCCCUCUUCGAGAACGGGCCCUGCCUGGUGGCUGAUGCCAACUUUGACACCCUCAUGGUGAAGCUCAAGGGCUUCUUCCAGAACGCCAAGGCCAACAAGAUCGAGAGCCGCGGCACGCGCUACCAGUACUGCGACUUCCUGGUGAAGCUGGGCACGGUCACCAUGGGCCCCAGCGCCAGGGGCAUCUCCGUGGAGGUGGAAUACUGCCCCUGUGUGAUCGCCAACGACUGCUGGAACCUGCUGAUGGAGUUCAUGCAGAGCUUCAUGGGCAGCCACACGCCCGGCAUCCCGUCGGUGUUCGGCUCCAAGCACGACAGCACCUACAGCCCCGGGGACACCAUGGUGCAGUACAUGGAGCUCUUCAACAAGAUCCGCAAGCAGCAGCAGGUGCCCGUGGCUGGCAUCAGGUGAGGAGGAGCCCCUGCAGCUCCUCACUGCAUCCUCAUCCUGCCUGCACCAGGAGUUCCUCCAAAAUCUGCCACAGGAGCUUUUCCUUCCGGAGAUUUCCCCGCUUCAGAGCUGUGCCGGGCGUAAUUCUGGGUGUCCUCCACGGUUUGGGAUUAUUGGAUCCAUUGGUUCUGUGGUUUUUUUGGACAGUGAAAGGAAAGAUUCCAGAAAAAUACAGACAUCUCUUAAAUUUCUAUUUUUUUUUUAAUAUCCACAUCAGUGUUUUGUUGUAUUUCAUCCCAAUAAAAGGAUGGAUUUUGGGAACAGU
Molecule: messenger RNA, 976 nt
Organism: Camarhynchus parvulus
Lineage: Eukaryota; Metazoa; Chordata; Aves; Passeriformes; Thraupidae
Gene: MED20
Product: mediator complex subunit 20
Exons: 4
Coding region: 37-672 (211 amino acids)
Biological process (GO): regulation of transcription by RNA polymerase II
Cellular component (GO): mediator complex
Molecular function (GO): transcription coactivator activity
Source: RefSeq, a predicted model, not a curated record